Messenger RNA from Protopterus annectens (West African lungfish), 971 nucleotides. RefSeq names its product zinc finger protein 706 (gene ZNF706). The record is from RefSeq and is a predicted model, not a curated record. The transcript has 5 exons. The coding region runs from base 246 to 527 and encodes 93 amino acids. Lineage: Eukaryota; Metazoa; Chordata; Ceratodontiformes; Protopteridae.
UUGCCUCACUACGUAAGUUGUACUUUGAGGAAAACCUCGUUAUAGCGAGAUUGUGUGUUACAACGAAUUGGCGGAAGUAAACAUAACAUACCUUCUAUAUUUUAGGACUUGUUUUCGCGGGGGGAAAAUUGGUCUACUCCCAAAACCCCAUUGUACCAGAACAAUCUCCAUGACUGCUGACUUCUUUUGAAAAUCCUGUUGGAUGUUUGUGUACCGGCUACCUCAGUAACUUGGCAGAGCACUAGAUGUUGGAACACUUCUUAGAGCCUACUGUUUGGGUUUACACUUAUCAAGCUAUGGCUCGUGGACAACAGAAAAUUCAGUCUAAACAGAAAGCUGCCAAGAAGCAGGCGGAACAAAAGAAAAAACAAGGGCAUGACCAGAAGACUGCAGCAAAAGCAGCCCUAAUCUAUACCUGCAGUAUUUGUAGGACUCAAAUGCCAGAUCCCAAGACUUUUAAGCAACACUUUGAAAGUAAACAUCCAAAGGCACCACUUCCUCCAGAACUAGUAGAUGUCGAAGCUUAGCAGGUUUCAGGUGACCUUCAAAGAAGACAUGCAACUUUAAUUGUUAACUGCGCAUCCUCGGGCCUGUCGCUGCUUUUCUUAACACUGUUGAUCAGCUAUAACAAAAGAGCUUCAGGAACUUUUUUUAAUACUGUUUCAUUUAGACAUUGAGUUGGAAUCUUUGCCUACUUUUUAAUUUGUAAUUAUACUGAUUAUGUUGCUUUAAUACAACUUCAUUCAAUAGAGAAGUACUUUAAUUUUUCUAACUUUGUCUCUGUUGACACUUUCACUGAACUUUGAGAUACCUUGCCAGGAUGGGUGUUGACUAGGUGCUGUGUUGUAUUUUGAUACUCAAGGCUAGUUAGUAGCAAUUUUUUUAUAUAAAUAAAAUAUUGAUCGGGUUAAAUUGUUGAAACAUGCAGAAUGUCUUGUGUAUGUAAAUAAAAUGAAUUUUAUUUUAUUGUC